GACUACGCGUGGCAUGUGGAGGCACACCGAUGCCGCAUGCAGGGGGCGCCCUGAACAGUCAGAGUCCCCUUGUGGGGAGGAGUGUUCACCGCCACUGGUCAGACCCGGCAGCCAAUGCCCACGGGGACGGGGAGGGGACAGGCCUGACGAUGGCAGCACCCAUCGUCACGGCAACGGCCAUUGCUGAGGCUCUCUUAUCUGUGUGCGGGAGUGAGGAGGUCCAACUCAGCUGCAGAAGCUAUCAGGUGUUGCUCAAUUCACAUUCGUCUGCCUGGGACAAGUUAGCAGCAGAGUCUGACAUCAACGUCCUCACUCGUCUGCUCUGGUCAUGGAUUGAGCAUCUCAAUGAACCUGUUAUUAGGGAGCAGGAUCUGGUGAAGAUGGUGCAGUAUUAUGAUAAUCAUGUGAGAGCACUUCGCAGGUUAGACAAGGGAACUAAAAAUACAGUGGAAUUUCUAGUCUGCUUUCUUGCUAAACUUCAGCCAAUUCCAGACAGCUUACAUUUGAAGCUUUUGCACCGUUUGGUGGCAGCACUGAAGCAGGAUCCUGUACUUCCUCUUGAUCAAGUAGAAAAUCUGGUUGGAAGCACAGACCUGUUUACGAAUGAUAACUUUGAGAGAGCCGUACAAGGGAAGGUGCUUGUGAGAGCUGGAGUCAACAUUGACGUGCAGCACAGCAAGCUGCUCGCACUGUUUGCGCAGUGGCUGGCUAGCGUGAGGGUACAGUUACAACCCACAGCCUGCACAAAUUAGCAUGCAGCCGUGCAUCAUAGCAAGGUGCAGUUACAACCCGCAGCCUGUACAAAUUAACAUGCAGCCGUGCAUUGUAUGAAGGUGCAGCUACAACCCUCAGCCUGUGUGAACUAGCAUGCAGCCAUGCAGAUAGCCCUAACAGAUAGUGUCCUGCAGUGGGGGCAUGUUGAUCCCCUUCAGUGAGUUCUGUCCUUGACGGGGGAGUCGGGGGAGUCGCGCCACAACAACGUCGUGUCCCGAAACCCAGAAGGGUUCCGGAUCGCAAUCCAGGUCGUGGUGCAAGAAUUCCAGGUUGUACCCAGAAUCGGGAUGAAAUCGGACCUCCAGGACGAGAAUUCCUGCAUCGCGUCUGCGAUCGCGGCGGAAUCGGGUCCGAGCCGUGAGAACCCCAGCUGGAAUCCGUAAUCUGAACACGACCUUCCAGCGUAUACAAUUGAACAGGGGGCGUGGGUAGAUGCUGGGGUUUCCAGCGUAAAUAAUGAAACAGAGAUGGGUUAGGUACUACAAUCUUCCAGCGUAUACAAUUGAACAGGGGGCGUGGGUGUAUACUAUGGCUUUCCAGCGUAAACAAUUGAACAGGGGAGCGUGGGUAGGUGUUACUGGGUGUAGUUCAGGAGUAUGGGUCCUUCCUACUGUGCUCGCUGAUAGAACCUGACACACCUAGCUGACUGUUGUGACGCACACCUGACUGCAGGUGCCUUGUGUGCAUACACAAAACUGCUGUAUAUAGUAGAUCGCCGGUGUGAUGAUAUUGCUAGUUCGAGAAAGAUUUUUUUUUACGAUUGAAAAAUCAUGAUUAGCAGUUAUAUGUAGUGUGUCAUAUCACAAGACAGGGCUGCCAACAUUGGGUGAUAGGUGAGAGUGAGAUGCGAGGGAGCGAAGU
Molecule: messenger RNA, 1635 nt
Organism: Priapulus caudatus
Lineage: Eukaryota; Metazoa; Priapulida; Priapulimorpha; Priapulimorphida; Priapulidae
Product: protein tyrosine phosphatase domain-containing protein 1-like
Exons: 6
Coding region: 30-752 (240 amino acids)
Source: RefSeq, a predicted model, not a curated record